This is a messenger RNA of Lolium rigidum, 3416 nucleotides long. RefSeq names its product probable LRR receptor-like serine/threonine-protein kinase At1g56130. The transcript has 24 exons. Lineage: Eukaryota; Viridiplantae; Streptophyta; Magnoliopsida; Poales; Poaceae. Gene Ontology annotation, biological process: protein phosphorylation. Bases 60 to 3131 code for a protein of 1023 amino acids. The record is from RefSeq and is a predicted model, not a curated record. Gene Ontology annotation, molecular function: protein kinase activity; ATP binding; protein binding.
CAUCGCCUCUCACCGUGAGACUGCAAUCCGAUUAUCUGAGGAGAUCGGGGGAUCCGGAGAUGGGUCUAUGUCCAAGCUGGAGUUCGUGCUUACGCCAUGGCUCCGUGCUCUUCUUGCUGCUACUCCUAUCAGUUAUGUGUUCUUCUCGGACGGCGGCUGCUCAGGCUCAGCUGCAGCCGCAGACCGACCCAACCGAAGCGGCGGCGGUGAACGCGAUAAUGGCGAAGCUAGGGCUGAAGACGCAGUCGUCGUGGAACAUAAGCGGCAACCCCUGCAGCGGCGUGGCCACGGACGACACACUGCUGGACGACAACCCAAACUUCAACCCGGGCAUCAAGUGUGACUGCACCGAUCAGAACGGCACGCUCUGCCACGUUACCAGACUGAAGAUAAACGGGCUGGACGCCGCUGGCCCGAUCCCGGAAGAGUUGCGGAACCUCACUCGCCUCACCAAACUGGACUUCAGGAAAAAUAGCUUGACUGGCCCAUUGCCAGCUUUCAUCGGCGAAUUGACUGAUCUGAUGCACAUAACCGUGGGCACCAAUGCAUUAUCUGGACCUAUCCCAAAGGAGCUUGGGAAUCUUACAAAUCUCCAAUCACUUGCAUUGGGCUCAAAUCAUUUUAAUGGAUCACUUCCAGAUGAGUUGGGAAAAUUGACAAAACUUCAGGAGAUGUACAUUGAUAGCAAUGACUUCAGUGGUCCCCUACCAGCGACAUUGUCCCAGCUUAAGAUCCUGUCUAGCCUGUGGGCAUCCGACAAUAAUUUCACCGGGCAGUUCCCCGAUUUUCUUGGAACCUUGACCAACAUGAACCAUCUGAGGCUCCAGGGGAACUCUUUUCAAGGACCGAUUCCCAAAAGUCUUUCUAAUCUUACACAGUUGAUGAGCCUGAGAAUAGGCGACAUAGUAAAUGGAAGCUCUUCAAUUGCGUUCAUAGGAAACAUGACAUCUUUGGAUGAUCUAGUAUUGAGGAACUGCAAGAUAUCAGACACACUUGCGUCAGUAGAAUUCUCCAAAUUUGUGAAAUUAACUUCACUGGAUUUGAGUUUUAAUAAUAUCACUGGCCAAAUACCUCUAUCAAUCUUUAAUCUUACUUCACUUAAGUUUAUAUUUCUUGGGAAUAAUAGCCUUUCAGGAUCUCUACCAGCUACAAAAACUCAACAACUUACCAGUUUAGAUUUUUCAUACAACCAUCUCUCAGGAAGCUUUCCUUCUUGGGUUACCCAGAAAAACCUGCAAUUGAAUUUGGUGGCAAACGACUUUGUGAUCGAUAGCUCCAACGACAGUGUUUUACCAUGGGGCUUGAAUUGUCUUCAGCGAAAUACCCCAUGUUUUCUCGGAUCUCCACAGUCUUCCUCCUUAGCGGUAGACUGUGGUGGUAGUAAAACCAUAUCAGGAUCAGAAGGUUUGAUAUAUCAGGCUGAUAAUGCAAAUCUUGGUGCCGCAUCCUAUUCUGUUGGGGGUGCACCCAUAUGGGGUAUUAGCAGCAGUGGAAGAUUCACGACCCUAUCCAACGGAAGUUCCAUAAUCUACAGUUCACACCAGUUUGAUAACACUCAAGAUUCUGGGAUGUUCCAAACUGCAAGAACCUCAUCAUCAUCUUUGAGAUAUUAUGGCAUUGGACUCGAGAAUGGAAACUACACAGUGACACUUGAGUUUGGAGAGAUUGACUCGCCUGAUCCAGAGGCUUGGAAAAGAAGAGGGAGGAGAGUUUUUGAUAUCUAUCUCCAGGGCGAGCGCAAGGAGCAGAACUUCGACAUAAGAAAGACAGCGGGAGGGAAAUCUCACAUUGCUGUAAGGAAGCAGUAUAUUGUUCCUGUGGUAAAAAACUUCCUUGAGAUUCAUCUCUUCUGGGCUGGCAAGGGUACUUGCUGCAUUCCUAUUCAAGGCUACUAUGGGCCUGCAAUAUCGGCUUUGAGCGCAACUCCAAAUUUCACCCCUACAGUGCGUAAUGCUGCGGCUAAGAAGAAAGGUAGUAAAACAGGUGUGAUUGCGGGAGUUAUAGUUGGUGUGGCAGUUUUAGGGUUGUUGGCAUUUGCUGGAAUCUUCGUGUGGAGACAGAAAAGGAGAAAACUAUCAUUGGAGCAAGAAGAGUUAUACAAUAUUGUGGGAAGACCUAAUGUCCUCAGUUAUGGGGAACUGAGGUUAGCUACUGAAAAUUUCAGUUCUAAUAACCUUCUUGGUCAAGGAGGAUAUGGGUCGGUCUAUAAGGGAAAGUUGACCGAUGGCAGGUUUGUGGCAGUAAAGCAGCUGUCUGAAACAUCUCAUCAGGGGAAAAAGGAAUUCGCGACGGAAAUAGAAACCAUCUCUCGGGUGCAACACCGUAAUCUCGUGAAGUUGUAUGGUUGCUGCCUUGAGGGCAAUAAGCCAUUGCUGGUUUAUGAGUACCUGGAGAAUGGAAGCCUAGAUCAUGCUCUGUUUGGAAAAGGGAGAGCAAACCUAGACUGGCCAACACGUUUUGAGAUAUGCUUAGGCAUUGCAAGAGGUCUGGCCUAUCUUCAUGAAGAAUCUAGCAUCCGUGUGGUGCACAGGGAUAUAAAGGCCAGCAAUAUCUUACUUGAUGCCAAUCUCAAUCCUAAGAUCUCAGAUUUUGGUCUCGCCAAACUUUAUGAUGAACGGGAGACACAUGUCAGCACGAAAGUUGCUGGUACAUUUGGUUAUCUUGCACCUGAGUAUGCCAUGAGAGGCCAUGUGACAGAGAAGGUUGAUGUGUUUGCAUUUGGCGUCGUUGUACUGGAGACUUUAGCUGGAAGACCAAACUAUUACACUACUGAGGAUCAAAACAAGAUUUAUAUUUUCGAAUGGGUCUGGGAACUAUGCGAGGACAACCACCCUCUCCACAUGCUAGACCCAAGGCUCGAAGAAUUCGACGGUGAGGAGGUGCUCAGGGCCAUCAAGGUGGCACUUCUGUGCACCCAGGGCUCGCCCCACCAGCGGCCGUCCAUGUCGAGGGUGGUGGCCAUGCUGACGGGCGACGUUGAGGCGCCAGACAAUGUGGCCAAGCCUAGCUACAUCACCGAGUGGCAGAUCAAGGGCGGCGACGACACCAGCUUCAUGAGCUCCGAGGUCAACGGGCAGUCGAGCUUGGGCCUGACGACCGACUCAGCGCACUCGUCGUUCCUGGGCCGUUGAUAUGAUUCUCAUGAUUGAGGGCUCGAUUCACGCAUCAUGGUGACUUCUUAUGCUACACACAUUUUGAGAAUGCAUGCUUUUUACAGGUAGUGUCCAUGCAGUCUGUAUGUUUCUGUAAAUGUAGGUUUAAUUUCAUUUGUUAGGGUUCAUAUUUUUAAAAUAGGACUGUAUUAAUGUCAAGAAGAUACUACCGAUUACACGCAUCGGUGCUGGAACUGUAUAGUAGUAGUAGGUAUGCAAGAGUAGCAUCUAAAAAGUUGUACAUGUACACGUGUAUUCUUUCGU